This is a messenger RNA of Microtus oregoni (creeping vole), 758 nucleotides long. RefSeq names its product small integral membrane protein 5 (gene Smim5). The coding region runs from base 110 to 346 and encodes 78 amino acids. The record is from RefSeq and is a predicted model, not a curated record. NCBI's taxonomy places the organism in Eukaryota, Metazoa, Chordata, Mammalia, Rodentia, Cricetidae. The transcript is spliced from 3 exons.
CAAAGGUGGCGGCAAAGGACUGAGAGGAAGCACAUAACGGCUCUCUUCUUGGGUACCUCUUCUUGGCUCCCCAAUAUCUGAGCUCCCAGAACACAGGAGCCCUAGCAACAUGGCAGCCACAGACUUUAAAGAGGAGAUUCGCUCUGUGGGUGAGAGGCUGCUGCUGAAGCUGCAAGGACUGCCCCAGGCUGAUCCCGUGGAGCUGGUGGCCUUCUCUAUCAUCCUUCUUUUCACAGCUACGGUCCUGCUGCUGAUGCUGCUGGCCUGCAGCUGCUGCUGUGUGCGCUGCUGCUGCCCCGACAGGAGACGCACGAAGAUCCUCGUGCAACCCGUAAAACCCAGAUGAGGGACAGCAGUGUGAUGACCCAGGAGAAGCUGGACAGAAGCCUUCCCAAACUGUGACACAGACUAUCAUCCUGGCCACUUCUGGCACUGUCCAGGUGACAGACAGGGUAGACAUAUGGAGACUUCUCAAGGAAACAAGUGUUGCGCAACCUGCCGAUGGACACCAGCACUUAGAGGAGUCAACUGUUUCGAAAGCCCAGGAAAACGCUGAGGACUUCUGCUGUACUUUUGAGGAGCCCCAUAUCUUGAACAGCUCAUGGCUGUGGGGAGGCUGGCCCUUGGAUUCUGCUGAUUUAUGCCAAAGAGAAGUAAACUGAUCAGGGACUUUGUGCAAUUUACUAAACUCAAGCCUCCGUCUGAAGGGGAGGGAACAGGUCAGUAUUCUAGCUGAAAUUUGCUUACUUCCAAGUAAA